UUUUACGUUCCCAGAAAGAAAGCACUCGAACCAACUCUGGCUUGAACUCGUCGUGUCGAAGUCGAGGCUCCGACUUCUGAAGGACGAACCUUGUUCACCAGGACUCUCUGCAUGUUCAAUCACCUCGCGCAGCUCGCUGCUUCACUUAGCCAUCCGUUGUACAACUAGUGUCAGUACAGUACAGUACCAGGUACUAUUUCAUCAAGAAGUCCGAACGUGGUGUGCCCGUUUUGUGAUACUUGUGGUAUUCAGACCCAUGGAUAUCUAAGUCAUCUAAGCCUUUACUUGCUCUGAUCAGUUGACGAUGAGUUCCGGUGGUGCUGUAGGCGGUGACUCCCGUCCGGGCGGUUUUGCUGGCAUGCCAUCACCCAAUGGCGGACAUGCUCCUGACCUUGAGGGAGCAGAUUCAACAAUGGCAUCGAUAUACUCUGUAAUUUCCUCACCGUUUGUUUUUCUUCAAGCGUACGGCUGGGUUGUAGUAGGGAUAAUCUUGGUGUGCUACCUCAUCUGGACGCGUGUUCGAGAACGUUUCUAUGAGCUGUAUGAUAGGACAAUGGAGAAGCGUGAAGCGGCCAACAUGGACCCAUCAGUGGCUGCGGCAAGGCAAGAAGCACAGGCAGCUGCCAGGGACCGCAUGCAGCGUGAUCUGGAUGAAAAGGCACAGCUUUACGCGGAAAAGCAAAAGGCCGAUGAAGAACGCAAGCGUCAGGAAAAGAUCGAGGACUGGGACCGUCACCAGCGAGGUGAAGGAUAUCGAAACCGUGUAAAGAAACCAGACGAAGCAGGUGCGCAGCCUCCCAAAGGUGCGAAGAAGCGCACGUUACGAGACUCAGACUACAACCCGCUGACAGGGGACAGCAGUGGCGGCGGCGGUGGUGGAUUCCGCCGCGCAUCUGGGCGCCAUACUUUCCGCUCGGGCGGCGGAUGAGGUUAACUCUCCACUAGCUGGUGGCGACUGCGUAUGCUGUGCGCGGUCGUCACUGCCUAGUGGUGUUCAGAGUGGUCGUUGUAGCUAUUAGCACUCAUUGCACAGUGCGCAUAUGACGUUCUGCUUCCAAAUGCCGUCAGUGGCAAAGGGCAGAAUUGAUGAAUAGCAACUCCAGCCACCGAGUGUAUCACUUUGCCUUCACCUAUGCUAUGACAAUUUAAGAAUCUGCAAGCCUGAUCAUGAGCAUUCUUUCAGUUCUUUGUGUUGCCGUUAUGUUUUUUUUACUCUUUUCCAUCGACUACUAUGACUCUGCUGUUUUUGCUUCUGUUUGGUAGCCAAGGCUGUUCGAGAUUAUUUUAACCCUGUGCAUUGUCUUGCUAUGUGUAUUGUCUCUGUACUUGCAACGCUAGUGUCCUUGUUUUUGUUUUUCGUUUGUUCUAUUUUAGUGGAUAGUUCUUGUUGGUUUUUGAAUAUGAAUUUGUCGCAUGAAGAUCAGGAAAUUGUA
Molecule: messenger RNA, 1433 nt
Organism: Sycon ciliatum
Lineage: Eukaryota; Metazoa; Porifera; Calcarea; Leucosolenida; Sycettidae
Product: selenoprotein S-like
Exons: 1
Coding region: 305-928 (207 amino acids)
Biological process (GO): retrograde protein transport, ER to cytosol; endoplasmic reticulum unfolded protein response
Cellular component (GO): Derlin-1 retrotranslocation complex; Derlin-1-VIMP complex; endoplasmic reticulum membrane
Source: RefSeq, a predicted model, not a curated record